Messenger RNA from Strongyloides ratti, 1020 nucleotides. RefSeq names its product Nematode cuticle collagen, N-terminal domain and Collagen triple helix repeat-containing protein. The transcript has 2 exons. Gene Ontology annotation, molecular function: structural constituent of cuticle. NCBI's taxonomy places the organism in Eukaryota, Metazoa, Nematoda, Chromadorea, Rhabditida, Strongyloididae. The record is from RefSeq and is a predicted model, not a curated record. The coding region runs from base 1 to 1020 and encodes 339 amino acids.
AUGGACGAUAAAAAUUCAACCAGUCGAUUUGUUGGAGUUGUUGCUGUUGUAGUUUCUAUUACAGCAUUACUUUCCAGUGUUUUAUAUGUUCCAAAUUUAAUAUGGAAAAUUCAAAAUAUUCAUAAUCAAAUUAAAAUUGAUUCUGAUGAAUUUAGAAUACUUGCUGAAGAAGCAUGGAAUAAUCUUCAAAAAAUAAAACAAUUAUCAAGAGAAAAAAGAGAUGCAUAUAAUGGUGGUUAUGGAGAUGGUGGCAUUAAAGCUUUCUUCCCAGAUGGAAAAAGUCAAGGUGUUGAUGGUUUCACUUCUUCUGGACCACAAUGUAAAUGUAAUUCACGUAAUUUAUGUCCAGCAGGUCCACCAGGACCACCAGGAGAACCAGGAUUAGAUGGAGAACCUGGUUUACCAGGAGAAAGAGGUGCUCCAGGUUUAGCUGGAAUUGCACCACCUGUUACAUUAGAUACAAAUUUGGGAUGUAGAGUAUGUCCUAACGGUCCUCCAGGUCCAGUUGGACCACCAGGAGAAGUAGGUCCUGAAGGGCAACCUGGAAUUCCUGGUCCAUCUGGAAGACCUGGUGAAGAAGGUAGAAUAGGAUAUCCAGGAAAUCCAGGUAUGCCAGGAGAAAUUGGUCAACCUGGUAAAGAUGGAGAAAAGGGUGCACCUGGAGCUCCUGGAACUCUUGGAAUUAAAGGUGAAAAAGGUGAGAAAGGAGCUCAAGGACCACCAGGAAAGAAAGGACCUCCUGGUUAUCCAGGUUCAGAUGGACAAAGAGGUAAUGAUGGUCAUCAAGGUAAACCAGGAGAUAGAGGAUUACCAGGAAGACAAGGAAAUCAAGGAAGACCAGGAAUGCCAGGCCAAAACGGUGUACCAGGUGAAGAUGCUGAAUAUUGUCCAUGUCCACCAAGAUCUGCUGGUGUUAAUAAAGCAGAACAAGGAAUGUCAUAUGAAUUUCGUCCACCAUCAACACCAACAUAUUCAACAGAUGAAGGUGUAAAUCGUGGUGGUUAUCGAGCAAGAAUUUAA